CUCCACCUCAAGACCCUCAAUUUCCUCCUCCCCCGAGAUCCGCAAGUACAGUGGCACCUCUCCUAAUUGUUUUAUUUUCAGGCAAAAAAAAAACAUAAUCUUAUGGGUGACAUAGCUCUUCAGGCGAACGUCCAAAGCACGUCGGAUUUCCCACCCCCAACUUUCAACUUCCCUCCACCCCAAAGGCAACAGACAGCGCCUGCUGUAAGCCCGCCCUCGAUCGAAGUCAAUGCUGCAGCGUAUGCAGCGAAUAGCGAAGUCAACAACCUGUACAGGUCAGACUCGGUGUCGCCUCCUCUAUCAUCGACGCCCCCGGCGCUUCCAGUAGCUGUACAACCACAACUUGCUAAUCCUUUACCUGCAUCCAACCAAGAUGAAGUUGGAACAUUCAACGGUGGCAGCUUCAGAAUCAGCCAUCGAGAUACCAAUUCGGUCCUAACGUUGCAAUUGGCCAUGGGAUGCCCAAUAGAGGCUAAGCCAGGUGUUAUGAUCGCAAUGUCCGGAAAUAUCUCACUGAGGGGAGGCGCGAAGUUCAGCUUCAUGAAGAUGCUUGCGGGGUCGAUGACGUUCUCCACAUAUACAGGCCCUGGAGAGCUGUUACUUGCUCCUCCGUUUUUGGGUGACAUAAUUGUCCUUCGUCUCAAUGGCGACGAAACCUGGAAAGUUGGCAAAGACGGUUUCCUAGCUGCAACAGCCGGUAUUGAGAAGGAUUACAAAUCUCAGGGGUUGACCAAGGCAGUAUUCUCUGGAGAAGGUUUUAUUAUCUACCACAUGUCUGGUGUUGGCCUUCUGUGGCUCCAGAGUUUUGGUGCCGUUAUUAGGAAAGAUAUUGCAGAAGGCGAGAGCUACCUGGUCGACAACGGCUACCUUGUUGCCUGGAAUUGCAAAUACAAAAUGACUCGUGCAGCUUCAGGCGGUAUGUGGUCGACGUAUAGCUCGGCCGAAGGGCUUGCAUGCAAAUUCGAAGGCCCAGGAACAGUAUAUCUCCAAACAAGAAAUAUUGGCGCAUUUGCAGCUCACAUCAGCACUAAAUAAUGAUUGACGAACAAUUGUCGGUGGGAUGGAGCGCAUGGAAUCGAAAUUCACGUAAAGAGCCAUGUUCUGCUCCAAUGGUAAAACUGACUUCUUUCUUUCCCCUUGUUGGCGUUUGGCACUGUUUGUAUGUUAGCGUGAACCCCAUCUUUCCCUUUUUUUGUCUGCACCAUAGCAGCACUAUUCGGUCUCUGCUUGGUUAUUGGGUCUGUCUUGAUUACAUAAAUUGAGGUGUGCCACAGUCCUUCCUCCAGACAGUUACAGUCCCUGUAUCACUUCAUUCUUUAACGAAGCCGUGAAUCCUAUGGCACCAUUGUCCGUGGGUUCUUCUACUAAAGCAUAUGUUCAAGAUUAGAAGAGAAGAUUAUGAAAAAGUCAUACAAAUCCAUAUACGUAUCAUGCCA
Molecule: messenger RNA, 1436 nt
Organism: Aspergillus pseudotamarii
Lineage: Eukaryota; Fungi; Ascomycota; Eurotiomycetes; Eurotiales; Aspergillaceae
Product: AIM24 family protein
Exons: 4
Coding region: 103-1035 (310 amino acids)
Source: RefSeq, a predicted model, not a curated record